AUGGUCCCUCGGUCGGUCGAGGUCGCCGCCCUCCUCGUGCCUCUUCCCAACGUUUCCUCGGCGGCCGAUGCCGUCUGCUCCGACUCCGCCGUCCCCGGGUCUGCCCUGCCCUCGUCUGCGCUAGCUUCUGUUUCGUCAUCACUGGCGUCCCUCCUCUUCUUUCUCCUCUUCUUGUAUGCUUUGUACAUCGCGUCGAUUCCUUUUCGCAAAAAUCGGUAUCUCACGGAAUCCAACCAAAACCGCCGCAGGUCCGGGCGGGGCCGAAAACGGCUUUUGCUGCCAGACAGCUACAACGUCCAGAAGGUCAUCGCGUGGCGGCAGAGAGCUGGGGGGAUCGAGCUUCUGACCGCUUGGGAAGACUACGAUGUCGAUGGUUGGACGUGGGAGCCCCUCGACAACAUCCCCCAGCGGUUUGUUCGGGCCUUUCAUGCGCAGCGCGAACGUCUCCCGACAUCCUUUUUCUACGUCGUGGCCAGGAUGCGCGACCGGAUCGCCUUCAAGGUGAUCGAGAGGACCGGCCCGAUGUUUGGGCUUGCUGUCCUGGUCGAGGAGGCCUCCCUGCGCGAGUAUGCGCUCGCGCUGCUGCAGUACUUCUCUACUCCUCCGAGCGGCACAAAGGCCAAGAUCGCGGUCAAGGAGGACCACUGGCAGCGGGCGCACACACUCACCAUCUUCUCGCAGGAGCACGCCGCGUGGAUCGUGUCGCUGCACGAGUCGCGGCCUACCCACGGCGUCGGCGCGCUCCGCAUCAGGGGCGCGCGACGCAUGUCCAACAUGCUGCUCGUCGCGUGCAAUGCUCGCACGCCGAUGCGCCUCUCCUUUGUGGAGCCGCGCGCAGGCGGCUCCGACGCGCCUGCCCCCGGCUCCUACAAGUUCACGGUGGACUUCACCACCGUGGGCAUCAACUCGGCGACGGGCGACAUCAUGCCGUACACCGCGCCGAAGGACGAGACACGCCUCGAGAUGGCAGAGGCGCACGCGCAG
Messenger RNA from Emiliania huxleyi CCMP1516, 984 nucleotides. RefSeq lists its product as hypothetical. NCBI's taxonomy places the organism in Eukaryota, Haptophyta, Isochrysidales, Noelaerhabdaceae. The record is from RefSeq and is a predicted model, not a curated record. The annotation marks the transcript as partial. The transcript has 3 exons.